Molecule: messenger RNA, 2571 nt
Organism: Cucurbitaria berberidis CBS 394.84
Lineage: Eukaryota; Fungi; Ascomycota; Dothideomycetes; Pleosporales; Cucurbitariaceae
Exons: 1
Coding region: 1-2571 (856 amino acids)
Biological process (GO): chorismate biosynthetic process
Molecular function (GO): shikimate 3-dehydrogenase (NADP+) activity; 3-phosphoshikimate 1-carboxyvinyltransferase activity; 3-dehydroquinate dehydratase activity
Source: RefSeq, a predicted model, not a curated record
AUGAGGGAGGAGGGGACGGCACUCAAUGGCCGUGCUUCUCUGCCAGCGCCGCAAAGUCUACCAAACUCGGGCUAUUCGACACCCGUGCUCGGCACUCUAGCCUCACCAAAUGAAUGCCGCCGCAUCUUCGACUCUAGCGCCUCGAUUGUUCUCGUGGGGAUGCAUGGGACGGGCAAAGCAACGUUGGCGAUGAUGGCUUCUGUCGCUUGUCGACGACGAGUUGUGGAUAUGGAAAACCUAUUCUACACCACUACAGGCUUUUCCACGGCAAUGUAUCGAAAGCAGUUCGGAUCCUCUAAUCGCUGCCUGCGGCAGGAGGAAAUAUUUCGCAAUGCUCUCCAAGCCUAUGACAAAGGCGCGAUAAUUGUCUGCAAUGGAAGCUUUCCAUUAGACAUGAGUAGUCAGAGCCUCUUAUGCGAGUUUGCAAUGACACACCCAGUGAUCCAUAUCACGCGCGACCUUCGCAGUGUACAUCAGUACCUCGAGACAGUUGAAGAAUCAAAACUCCACGAUAUACUAGGUCUCAGUACGCCGGUAUUCCGACGAUGCUCGAACUACGAAUUUCACAAUCUCUCGGAAACCAAUGCGGCCCAUCUUUCUGUGGCGCCUGCACACCAAUCCUCAGUACCAGCUUUUUUGACUUUGAAACGGGCAGAAAGAACGUUUUUCAAGUUCCUGUCUCUGGUUCUUUCCCCCGAGAACACACAUAGCAAGGUCAAAAGCGCCACACCUCCCCUGGACCCUGGCCAUUUUCCGUUGUCGUAUGUCCCUCUCGAGUUGAGGAAUUACACUUGCGCUGUGCAGGUGCAGCUUUCAGAUCUUACUCCCGAAGCCGUGGAUAUUGAAGAGCUCGAGUUCGGAUGUGACGCCUUUGAGAUCGUCGUAGAGCCUGUUCAGCUCUCAACUAAUCAAGCAGAGGAUAUCAGCAAAAGUAUUUCGAGGGUUCGGAGAAGUACGGUGACUCCGAUUAUCUACCAUGUAAUGCCUGCGGCGACAAACUCAACCUACUCGGAGACAACUUACCUUGCCAACCUGCGACACGGCUUACGUAUGUCGCCCGAGUUUGCAACUGUUGACUUGACGAUGAAUGAGGAGCUGAUACGCGCCAUUGUCUCUUGUCGGGGGUCCACCAAAAUUAUUGGCCAUCUUCAUGCAGCUGUCGAUUGGUAUGAUGCAUUUUGGCUCGAGAAGUAUGAUACAGCGAUGCGCCUAGGCUGCAGCCUUGUUCGUUUUACUCGCCCGGCGAAUUUCAUGGACGACAACGCUGCGAUCCAGAGCUUCAGGAACACCAUCUACGCCAAAUCUCAGCGCAUCCCAAUGACUUGUUAUAACACUGGGCGUGCCGGACGUCGCUCAGCUUGCUUCAAUCAGGUUCUUACUCCUGUGAUACCAGAGACAUUGAGAAAGAGUGCCGAUUUCGGAGCAAGAGCACGACAAAAUCCUGAAACAUCCUGGCUUACUGUUCAGGAGGCUACGCAUAUCCUCUAUGCUUCGUUCACAUACGACCCUAUGGACUUCUACAUCAUGGGCGCUAGCGCCGGAUACAGCUUAUCUCCUGCAAUGCACAACGCAGCAUACCAGGCAUGUGGCAUGCCGCAUCGAUUUGAGCGUCUUGAAACCACAAACUUGGACAGGAGCCUACAGGAGCUUCUGCGCAGACCGAACUUCGGCGGCACUGCACUCAGUCAACCGUUCAAGAUCGAGGCCAUCUCCCUCACACAGUCAAUAAGUCGACACGCGCGGGCGAUUGGAGCAAUCAAUACCCUAAUCCCCGUUCGUCAUCUCAACUAUGAUGGCAGCAUUCCUGAUGCUGAUAACAUUGAAUUGUUUCAAGAACGUAACCAAUCUGGGCCAGUCAAAGCGCUGUACGGAGACAACACUGAUUGGAUAGGCGUCCGAUCUUGCAUACGACGGGGCCUAUCUCCAGCCAAUGCCGUCCGGCCCGCAACUACAUCUGGGCUCAUAAUAGGAUCAGGAGGCAUGGCUAGAGCAGCCAUAUACGCGAUGCUGCAACUUGGUAUCAAGAAGAUCGCUAUAUUCAACCGAACAGCCGAGAACGCCAAGACGCUCGCCACUUACUUCACCAAGUUAGCGUCGAGUCCCUCUGCUGCUAAACUUUUCCCAUCGUUCGUCCAAGGAUCUCAACCUACAUUCCGAAUCCUUGAAUCUCGAAACGACCCGUGGCCAACCGAUCUCCGUGCUCCCACUGUUAUUGUGUCCUGCAUACCUACACACGCCAUAGGCGACGAACCUUCCCCUCAAUUCACGCUUCCUACACAUUGGAUGCAGUCUCCUACCGGGGGGGUUGUAAUUGAGCUAGCUUACAGAACAUUGAACACGCCCUUGACAAAACAGGUUCGCGAAGAAGCAUCGAAAUCUUGGAUUUGCCUGGAUGGCUUGGAUCUCCUGCCCGAGCAGGGCUUUGCUCAAUUUGAACUUUUCACCGGGAAAAGAGCACCACGCAGGAUUAUGAGGGAAGAAGUACUCCGCUGCUGGACUGAUGAGCAGGGACGGUCCAACCCAAGUAUGGUACGAACCAGGCUGGAAGCGAUGGAUAAGCAGGAGCCAUGA